AGACCUUUCCAGCCGGCGUCAUCAUAAAAGCUAACUCGAAGGGAUGGAUGAAGAAAAGAUGAGCGAGUGGUUAAGGUAUUUAUUCAAGUGGGACACCACUGAAGGCCGAGGUGUGAAAUGCCUGCAAAGGAAGAGUGAUGAAAAGCGAUUCAGCGCCUUUGACUCCUGUCAGUUCCAACUCUGUCAGUAGAGAAUCUUUGUGAGACAAAGUUGUCUGCAAACCCAGAAGAAGAAGAAGAAGAAGGAUUUAUAUGAGUUGCAGCAGUGGUGAGCCGCGAUGGAGGACGCCUACAGACAACUUCACCAGGAGUUUGUGCGCCUCAGAUCACUUUGUCUCAGGCAGGCUGCUCUGUUGCACCAACUCAUGGCAGCCCUGCAGAAAGAGAAAGGUGUUCCCGACGGAGUCCUUUCUGUCCAGUGUCUCCAGGAAAUCCCGCGGCCUUUCCAGGGACCACCGAUAAGAGCCCUGAACCCUGCGACACCAUCUGACAUGAACAUGUCUCACCUGCUGACUGAAGAUUUGUCCAAGUUCUGCUUGAAGUUAUCUGAUGGCAAAACAGAGGAAAAGAAGUCUUCAAACCAGUGGUCAUGUGAUCCUUGUGGUGCAGCCGAGGGCCACCAAGACUCAAUGAGGAUGCUGCUGACAGACCCACGGACCCUCGCUGUUGACCUUCCCAGUCUGUCGGGCAGACUGCAGAUGUCCGACGUAACGCUGCAGUCCUACGUGUGCGACUUCUGCCAGGCAGUUUUUCCCGGACAUACGACCACCAGGGGAGACUUCCUGCAGCAUCUCCACAACCAUGUCACGUAGUGGCCUACCAGCUCAGAAACGAUCAACAUGUUGGAGGAAGAAAACCAACAAAUACCAUUUUCUUUUACCGUAUUUUCCGGACUAUUUUUCUCAAAACUCGACAGUGCGCCUUAUAACCCGGUGCCUAAUGUAAGGAAUAAGUUUGGUUGAGCUUACCCACAUUGAAGCUAUUUUAUUUGGUACAUGGUCUAAUGAUAAGUGUGACCAGUAGAUGGCAGUCAAACAUAAUAUAUAAGUGUAGCCUGCAAUAUGACUCAGGUAAACAACACCAACAUUUUAUAUGUUCCAUUAAAAAUAUAGAACAUUACAAACGGUGCUCGAAAAUGUUCCAAAAUGUUUUAGUACGACUUUGGUAAGCUAUGAAGCCGCACCGCUUGAUGUGCUUCAACAUACAAGUAUUAUUAUGUAUAAGGUAAGACAUAUUAUCUGGCGUUUUGUUUCGCAAUAUUAUGCAAAAGCAACUUUUCUUACCUUCAUUUAAGUUGAUCCUUUUCCCUACCUUCGUUGACGAACCUUGGAACAUGGAUUUUUUAUUCACUGGUGACCAGAGACGAUCCUUUUGAUGCUCAGCGCAAGUGCACUCGUACUUUGUGGACGCCGUCUGCUCCACAUUUCCUGUAACUGUUUUGCAUUUUGUUUUGUUUUCGUCAUAGCCUGUCCGGUCAGAGCACUUCCCUGUUGCUGUCGCUUUUAAAAUAAAAUCACAACAACCUC
Nerophis lumbriciformis (worm pipefish) is the source of this 1525-nucleotide messenger RNA. RefSeq lists its product as uncharacterized. Gene Ontology annotation, biological process: negative regulation of canonical NF-kappaB signal transduction. The record is from RefSeq and is a predicted model, not a curated record. NCBI's taxonomy places the organism in Eukaryota, Metazoa, Chordata, Actinopteri, Syngnathiformes, Syngnathidae.